CUCGACUUUCCUUUUUUGCCCAGACGCCAGGACAUGGAUGUUUCCGUGCUGUGCCGUCAGCCAUCAGAUGAUUGUCCAGCACUUCAUCCCUUAGACUGGCAGUCUGGAGUCCCCACACUGAUUUCACUUGAAUCUCUACAGCACCCUUACGUCGUGGAAUCCAGACAAGUUCCUUCCGGAAUCAUGAGGCCGCAUAGCACCGAGUCUGACCUCUCAGCAACCCCUGUCGCUCUCGGGAAAGAGCCCUUGUCCUGUUUGUCAUGUCGGGCCCGAAAGCUCAAGUGUAACCGUGCCAAGCCAGCAUGCAGCCGUUGCUCUCAUCUCUUCACAGAUUGCGCCUAUCCGGAGUCAAGGAAAAAGCCAAUUCGCAAGAGAAGAACCGUAAAAGAGUUAGAAGCUCGUCUAGUCGAGGUUGAAAGGUAUAUGAAAAAAGGCGAUAAACGCAUUGAUGGGCGAGCACACCAAGGUGACCGUUUCCAUCGCUCUAUUAUAACGGACUCCCGAACUUCCACCCUCGGCUUUAACGAUAACACAUCUGAGGCAGGCCAGAAACCGCUAGAUUCACCUACUCAAGCUAUUAGCCCAGACAUAACUGAGCCCCUUCCACCGCACGAGAUCAUAGACGAUUUGAACAUGGCAUUCUUUACGACCUACUAUCCUUCGAUGCCCAUCGUUCACCCUCGGAGGUACACUCAAGCCAUCAAUAGUGAACCCUCAGCAAAGCCGCCCAUGUGGCUUCAGUACGCCAUCUGGGCCACAGCGGCAAUUGGCCACAACAAGUAUAAUAAAUACCACGAAUCCUUCUAUAGGCGAGCAAGGCAGUGCCUUGAGGUGGAUGAGAUGAAGAGCUGCUAUGAGCAGUUCGUAACGAUUCAACACGUUCAGGCAUGGACACUGAUCGCCCUGUAUGAGACCAAGACUAUGAUCUUUACUAGGUCGAUUAUGAGUGCUGCACGAUCUGUUCGGCUCUGUCAAAUGAUGGGACUCGAUCGAAUUGAUGGAGAUCCGCACGUCCUUUCUUACUCUCUGUCGCCGCCACUGACUUGGACGGAACUGGAAGAACGGAGGCGAGCGUUCUGGGGUGCAUUCUCCAUAGAUGCCUAUGCAAGAAUCUCAACAGGAUGUCCUAGCUUGAUUGAUAUAAACGAUGUCGCUGUUCGCCUUCCUGCUUCUGAGAAUGCCUUCAUGUUAGACCAGAAGGAGGAAGCACCUUUCUUGCAUGAAGGGAUUAAAGGUGCUGAGUAUUCUGGCUUUGCAGGAACCGUGAUUGCUUGCCAGAUUUUCAAGUCUAUCUUACGCCACAUACACCGAGCCGAGCCGAGCGAACGAGCAGACGAUAUCAUCAAUGACCCAUUUUGGGUGCGACAUCGUGAACUUGAUGAUAUUCUAUCAAAAAAUUUUAUAUUCCUCCCCAAUAACCUUGGCAUGCCUUUGAAUACGAACGACCCUGCAGUUGCUUGUACGCAUCUCGACCUUCGUGCCUCGAUUAUAUGUCUCCACCAUGCCGCUGUUGAGAAGUGCGAGAAACAUGGCCUGCCCGACUCUAUCAAGCAGACCAGCAUUGCCCGUUUGCAGACGACCGCUCAAGAGGUGGUCAAUAUUGUCAGACUCGUCUCCCAUGCAGUGUCACUUUUCAAAAACCCAUUAUGUGCUCUUGCUUUGUAUCUUGCGACGAGAGUUUACGUGUAUAUGGCCAAACAGAAUCUGAAAUCUGGUCUAGCCUCGUCUGACCUCUCGAAUCUGGGCUUUAUCAUCUCAGCGAUGGAGGCAAUGUCACGCACGCACGAGCUGACACGUGCAUUCUUGCAGCAAGCAUGCGCCGACAUCGAACAUUGCGGUCUCCACUUGCAUAUACAGGUUCCAUGCCUAAAGGAGUGUCUCGAUGCUUUCAAUCUAGCUGGAGCCCCUAUUCCGAUAAUUGCUCGAAGCUCUGUCGCUCAACACACCGAGGCUAGACCCCUUGUGCCGAGCUACCGACGUAAACGACCCACCUAUAUGGCCCCGGGAAAUGGUUCUGCAUGUUAUUUAGAGGACGAAGCUGGUGGUUCUAAUGAUCAAACGGAUUCGACGACCCACAAGCAGGGUCGAACGUCUGCCAUUCCAGAAUCCGAAGGGAUGAAGUGCCAUAAUACCACAGCACCUGUAUCUUGUCGACUAGACGUGAAUACUGGCGCGAAUGCUUUGGCCAAGGCCACCUGGCAACCAAGUGACAGAUCCCCCAGUACACAUCUCCAGGAGGGCAUGUCGGCACCUAUAUCCCAGUCUACGGGAGUGGGAUGUUUAUUGGCUCCCAAUCUUUCAGAAACGAUGGUUAGAAACCCUGUACCAGUCUCUGAAGCCGAUCUCUUGGAGAUCUUGGACUGGAACGUGGACUGA
Messenger RNA from Fusarium keratoplasticum, 2376 nucleotides. RefSeq names its product Zn(2)-C6 fungal-type domain-containing protein. The record is from RefSeq and is a predicted model, not a curated record. Gene Ontology annotation, biological process: regulation of DNA-templated transcription; DNA-templated transcription. NCBI's taxonomy places the organism in Eukaryota, Fungi, Ascomycota, Sordariomycetes, Hypocreales, Nectriaceae. Gene Ontology annotation, molecular function: DNA-binding transcription factor activity, RNA polymerase II-specific; zinc ion binding; DNA binding. Gene Ontology annotation, cellular component: nucleus. The transcript has 8 exons. The coding region runs from base 34 to 2376 and encodes 780 amino acids.